Molecule: messenger RNA, 4614 nt
Organism: Oncorhynchus tshawytscha (Chinook salmon)
Lineage: Eukaryota; Metazoa; Chordata; Actinopteri; Salmoniformes; Salmonidae
Product: talin-2-like
Exons: 13
Biological process (GO): cell-cell adhesion
Cellular component (GO): focal adhesion; plasma membrane
Molecular function (GO): integrin binding; actin binding
Source: RefSeq, a predicted model, not a curated record
GGAGAACAUAUUGAAGACAGCGAAGGCUUUGGUGGAGGACACUAAGAUGUUGGUGUCUGGAGCAGCAUCCGGUCAGGACAAACUAGCCCAAGCUGCCCAGUCCUCAGCUAAGACCAUCACACAGCUCACUGACGUGGUCAAACUGGGUGCCGCCAGCAUCGGCUCUGACGACCCAGAGACACAGGUGGUUCUGAUCAACGCUGUGAAAGACGUGGCCAAGGCCCUGGCUGAGCUCAUAGGAGCCACUAAGUGUGCUGCGGGCAAGGCUGCAGACGACCCAUCCAUGUACCAGCUGAAGAGUGCUGCCAAGUUGUCCCCCAGAGACAUGGCAGAAGUGAACGGGAUGCCUCCUCAGUCUGAUAUGUGCAUAAAGGGUGUUCUGGUGAUGGUGACCAACGUGACGUCCCUGCUGAAGACGGUGAAGGCUGUGGAGGACGAGGCCACGCGGGGGACCAGAGCCCUGGAGGCCACCAUUGAAUGUAUUAAACAGGAACUCACGGUGUUCCAGUCUAAAGACGUCCCGGAGAAGUCGACCACGCCUGAAGAGUUCAUCCGCAUGACCAAGGGCAUCACCACGGCAACAGCCAAAGCAGUGGCGGCUGGGAACUCUGCACGACAGGAGGAUGUGAUCUCCACAGCUAACCUGAGUCGCAAGGCCAUCUUCGACAUGCUGACCACAUGCAAGCAAGCAGCUUACCACCAGGAGGUGAACAAGGACGUACGGAGCAGAGCACUGCUCUACGGGACAGAGUGCACCACAGGUUACAUUGACCUACUGGAGCAUGUGCUGCUGGUCCUCCAGGGGCCUACAGCAGAGCAGAAGCAGCAGCUGGUGUUCUACUCUAAACGUGUUGCUGGGGCUGUUACUGAACUCAUCCAGACUGCUGAGGCCAUGAAAGAUGGAGGCACAGAGUGGGUGGACCCAGAGGACCCCACAGUGAUAGCAGAGACGGAGCUGUUGGGGGCGGCAGCGUCCAUCGAAGCAGCAGCUAAGAAACUGGAGCAGCUGAAACCCAGAGCCAAGCCCAAGCAAGCAGAUGAAACGCUGGACUUUGAGGAGCAGAUCCUGGAAGCAGCUAAGUCCAUCGCUGCGGCCACCAGUGCCCUGGUCAAGUCUGCCUCAGCUGCCCAGAGAGAGCUGGUGGCUCAGGGCAAGGUGGGCUCCAUUCCAGCUAACGCAGUGGAUGAUGGUCAGUGGUCCCAGGGCCUCAUCUCAGCGGCCCGGAUGGUAGCAGCAGCCACCAGUAACCUGUGUGAGGCAGCUAAUGCCUCGGUCCAGGGCCAAGCCAGCGAGGAGAAGCUGAUCUCGUCAGCCAAGCAGGUGGCAGCCUCCACAGCCCAGCUCCUAGUGGCCUGUAAGGUUAAAGCUGACCAGGACUCUGAGGCCAUGAGGAGACUGCAGGCUGCUGGUAACGCAGUAAAGAGGGCGUCGGACAACCUGGUCCGAGCGGCCCAGAAAGCUGCGUUCCACAAGGCAGACGAUGACAACGUGGUGGUCAAGACCAAGUUUGUGGGAGGAAUCGCUCAGAUCAUAGCAGCCCAGGAGGAGAUGCUAAGGAAGGAGAGAGAGCUGGAGGAGGCCAGGAAGAAGCUGGCUCAGAUCAGACAGCAGCAGUACAAGUUCUUACCCAGUGAACUACGAGAGAACGAGAACUGAGCUAUACCCUGCUGCAUUGCCAUGCUGCCGCUGUGUGUGUGUGUGUAUGUAGUAUGUUACCACACACACGAGCGGUGGCGCAAAUUGACUUUCUCAGUGUGCAACAAGGUUAAGUUGGCCUUUUAAUGUGCCCUCUCAACCAGUGGGGUCAAGCCCAGAAUGGGACAUGGAUAGCCACUGUCUACUACACCUGCAGGGGUCUUUAACUACCAGGAGUUGUCUACUACCACUAUGACUUGGCUUGUAACGGUCUAUUACUCUGCUUUACCUGCCAGUUAACCUACACCGGAAAAAAGUAUUCUCUAGAAGCAAUGGAUUUGUAACAGGUGAACAAGCUGAAAAAUGUGCAUCAUAAAAGUUUGAAUGUUUUUCUCUAUGGAGCUAUACUUUUGAUGUGAUUAGAUACUAGUGUUGACAUUGAAUCUCCAAACUAAGGGGAAAUUUCUAGAUGUUAGUCUGGUCUUAACCUUUUGGCCGGACUUUCUUUCAUAAAGGAAGAAGAGUGUGAUAUGUUAGGUACAUACACUACAUUAGGCAUUUACACACACAUUGCUAUUCAUUUCCUUUUUUAUGAGACAAGUGAGAAAUUAAAGCAUUUCCUAGAUAUUACUAGUGUCUGAAAUUCCACACUUGGGUGAUUUGACACUUAUGUCACCUUGUGGUCUAUAAAUAUAUCUCCUCCUUGUCAGACAGCAAGUAAUUCAGACAGUUGAGGUAUUUGGAGCGUAUUGAAGAAUAGCUUAUGGAUCUUAUUUCAUGGAAGCAAUUUUUGUUGCAUUGACCGUUCGGCUUUGCGUAGACACUUUUAAAUAAUCCUUGUUUAGAUGUGCUCUUGACACUGUAGAUUGAAAUGUGCCUAGUGAAGAUAAACGCUUAAAUUUGCUUCUAAUUGCUAGAGACCUCUUUACAACCAACCUCUUAUGAUCCAUUACAAUCUAGUACUUUAUUAUUUCUGUGAUUUGGAGGCGAAGUUACUACAGAAUAACAUUUUUAGCAAGUUAAAAUACUCUGACAUUUACAAUAAGCUUAACUAGUCUCAUCCCUUCCACUACUACAGAUCUCCUAGCCCUGCAUAACCUGGACUGUGGACAGUCAGUUAACUGGCUUCCUUCUACUAUUCUCAUUAGUUUACAGUUGAUAUUGAGCCAUACAGCUGGAACUGAUGUUCAUGAAGCAAUACUAUGAAGGCGCUGUAGGGGGCAGUGUUGGUGUCCUCACAGCCUCCUGACAUGCAAUGUAAUGAAGUAACCUCUUGCUUGAUCUUUUCAAACACUACAAACACUGCACCUCUGAAAACCGUUCAGAUACUGUAAGACAAACCACUAAUGUAGGAAACAACUGCUGGUCUUGAAAAUGUAUUACGAUAUAAGUAGGAGUUUAAAAAAAACAUCCAGGCAAUCUGAAAAGAUUCUCAUUGAUAAAUCGUGAUUUUUCUACAACUCAUAAUGCAAGCUGAAAUGGACGGCUCUGAUAUUGUAACACCCCAGACCUCUUGAAUGAAUGUGAAGCAGUAAAUCUUUGUUGACUAUACACAAUGUACUGUGCUUCUGAUGGUUACCCCUGCUGUCUUACACGGGGCAGAGUCCCCCAUCCCUCCAUAGGGGCCUGUUGGACCACUACAGUGGAUCACGUCCUGUUGUUGUUCACCUGUUGAAUCCGUCUCACUCUUACUCUAAUGGUGCUUUGUGUAACUGUAGUGGGAAGUGCUACUAUUGCAGUAUAUUUACCUUCUGUUUGCCAGGCUUGUGUUCAUUAUGCACCGAAAGGAGGAAAUCGGAGGAGGGAUUACCUAGAAUUGUCCAAUAGAACAACAAAGAAAUCCUAAUGAACACAACCCGGUUUGGUUCUAGCGUUUGGUUUUACUAGUUUUAUGGACAGUCAGUGAGUGUCGGUUAGCAAACAAAUCAUUAUUGUGAGGUAAAGGUCUGCUCUUGCGUGUCAGUCAUAUGCAUGGCUUCUGGGUUCUAUUAUUUUUGUAACAGAAAAUACAUCUACACGACGCACUGAAUGCUAUUGGUAUUCUGAACUGCACAUAAGGACAAUAACCCCUAACAAACUGCAAACGGUCCAUGUUAAACAUGUUUUACUCCGUAUUGAUGUGUAACAGUAGGCUCUACAGUUCAAACGCUGGUACAGUUCUGUCAGAGUUCACACAUCUGGUCGUUGUAGUAUUAUGUCAUUAGUGCCUUAGUCUCUAGCUCAUACAGCGUCUGGUCUGCUUGUGACAACUUAUCUAGCUGGAUAAAGGUGGAUAAAAGUGUGGUCAGUAUGAAUGAGUAGGGCCUUGAGUUGUUCCUGUCAUAGCCUAUUACCAAUACUUUUAGGUCCCAUAGAGAUGAAAAACACGGCCUCACAGGUACUACUGCGUUGUCCUAUAAACUGUACCUCUGUCCCCAUCUUUCUGCCUGAUGCACCCAUGGCCUUGAGGGCAGAGACGAAUGUGUCGCUGUGUAAAAAGUACCAUCACUAUAUGUAUAUGAUAUAUAUGAAGACAACACAUUUUUGUACUGCAUUCCAUGGGCAUGUAUCAAGAUGCUUCUGAACUCUAUGACAGAAUGGAGUCUGUCGUUCGGUUAUUGUAUGUUACAAGUAAAUCAUAGGAUUCACACACUCCGGACAAUAGGUCUGUACUCUGCUGUCUCACAAAAGUUUUAUGGAUUGUUUUUUUUUUUCUCUCUCUUUUAAGCCACGAGGAAUCGUUUUUUUAAGGAUAAAUGUGAUAAUGAUAUUAAGAUGUAUAGCUGUCACUGUUAAUGUAGUGUGACACAUUUCAAUGGUAGGGAGAAACUGUUCAUACCUGUGUGUUUGUCCCAUAAUGAAUUCAAUGAUAAUUAAAGUGCAGUUCUACAAGAAAGAUAGAUAUGAAGUGACAAUGACCUACAGUAUGGAAACUAUUUAUCUGGCCACAAGAAAACAUAUUUUUUUUGUAUUCACUGAAAAUAAAGGUUUCAAAGUAA